Molecule: messenger RNA, 984 nt
Organism: Telopea speciosissima
Lineage: Eukaryota; Viridiplantae; Streptophyta; Magnoliopsida; Proteales; Proteaceae
Product: carboxyvinyl-carboxyphosphonate phosphorylmutase, chloroplastic-like
Molecular function (GO): catalytic activity
Source: RefSeq, a predicted model, not a curated record
AUGGUAAACACAACAACGGCAAGAAUGCAGACACGUAUCCACCGUCUGAUCGAGGAUGAAGGGAUCGUCCUCAUCCCCGGUUGCUACGACACCCUCUCUGCUGCCAUCGUCCAGAAAACUGGCUUCAGUGCCGUCUUCAUCUCCGGCUACGCCCUCUCUGCUUCCCCCCUUAGCAAAUCACACUUCGGCUUACUUACGCCUCCAGAAAUGGCGGAAACGGUUCGCUUCGUCUGUGCCGCUGCUCCACUCAUCCCCAUCAUCGCUGACGCUGAUACAGGUGGUGGCAAUGAUCUCAAUGUUCAAAGGACUGUCCGAGACUUGAUUGCCGCAGGUGCUGUUGGUUGUUUUCUUGAGGAUCAAGCAUGGCCAAAGAAGUGUGGACAUAUGCGUGGUAAACAGGUGAUACAGGCAGAGGAGCAUGCUGCCAAAAUAGCCUCUGCAAGAGAUACUAUUGGCGAUUCUGACUUUUUAGUGGCUCAAACUGAUGCUCGUGCAACAUCAGCGAAAACAGGCCUUUCUGGUGCAAUUUCACGGGCUAAUCUCUACAUGGAGGCUGGAGCUGAUGCCUGCUUUGUGGAGGCCCCGAGGGAUGACGAUGAGCUCAAGGAGAUAAGGAGUCGAACAAAAGGUUACAGGGUCUGCAACAUGCUGGAAGGUGGGGUAACACCCUUGCACACACCAGAGGAGCUCAAGGCAUUGGGCCUCCAUCUGAUUGUUCACCCACUAACAAUUUAUGCAUCAGCCUGUGCAACUAUUGAUGUUCUCAAGGCUCUGAAGAAGACUGGGACCACCAGAGAUCAUCUUGACAAGAUGGUAACAUUUGAAGAAUUCAAUCAGUUGUUCAGCUUGGAGUCCUGGUUUGAUCUCGAAGCACGAUACUCAAAUUUCAAAAAUGUUAAAAACCAGCAAUAUGCUCCACUCAGGGAGGUAACCAAUGAGCAUUAUCUUUUGCUGGUUAAGAGUGAAGGGAGAAUCCUGAGCUGA